AUGCUUCGAACUACAUCGCACCAACCGGACCUACACGCAAAGGGAUUUUCCCGCACAGCACGAAGUCCGCGCGACAACUUUGCGAAAGCGCGCGUGGAGAAAUGGAUAGACUCCGGCAUGUCACUUUGGACCACCUUGAAAGCAACGACAGGUGAUGAGACGGACUUCGCGUCCAUGUUUCAUACCCUGCUUCAUUACAAAAUUGUUCUUGGAGCUGCGCCAUCCGCUGUUAACGCCAACUGCCCCGCCACUCCGACCAAUUCCCCCGCCAUUGCCGCCGCCGCUGCACGAAACGCCGUCACCACAGCCUCCACAGCAGCCAUCGCGAACGGAGGCGGCGGCGGCCUGAAGGCAAUGGUCCUGUGUCCUUUGGCAUUCGCUGCUCUUCUGCUCGUCCUUGCUGCGUCGUACUACGUCAAGGCCAUCAUCGGGUCAGCCGUCGAGCUGGCGCGUGAUGUGCUGCUGCAGGCAGCCCCCAGGCGGCAGCAGAGAGCUCGUCACGAGGGAAGGGAAAAUCCGUGGCGCGCGGUCAGCACAGUACGGCGGUUCGUGCAGGUCUCGGCGGCGUCGACGGCGUCGACGGCGGAGGCGGUAACGUGGUACCCGGCGCGGAUGCACAGCCACGGGAGAUAUGCGGACCGUCAAUGUUGUGGCCGCCUGCACCCUCGGCGUCCUCCUCGUCCUUACCCUCCUCAUUACCAGGAGAUGGCGGCAUUAUCGCUACUGCCGCAACGGCCGCUGCCGCCACCGUCGCCGCCACUGCGGUCGUCGGCGGCUGCGGAUCAUGACACGGAGUUCCCGGCGGCGAUGCAGGAACAUCUUUUACAGCUGUCGCCGCCACCGUCACCGUCAGCCUCGUCGCCGUCGGAGCAGUCAGCGCGGUUUACAAUGCGGCAACGUCUGAUGCUAUUGCCGCCGCUCGCUUCAAGCAGUGACAUCGGCGCGUUGAGCCACGGGGAGGAAGUCGCUUUGGUCCCUAUAUCAGCGUCAUCGCCGGCGUCGUCGGCGUCGGUAUCAAUACUACAGCGUCCGCAUCGCCAGGUCGCCGCCGCAGUGGCGGCGCUGCCGCCGGCGCUCCGCCUGACGCUGAAGCAGCACGACCAUCAAAUAUUUGAUGGCAACGCAGGAGGCUGCAGCCGCCGCCGUCGGGGGGCCCACCGCCGUUGCCGCCGUGGCGUCGCUACGGAGCCCGCCGCCGUUGCCGUCAACAACCCCACAGCCGUUGUUGCCGCCGGGGCUGCGUCCAAGCAUCAGCUUGACAACAGAACCAACGAGCACGGUCUCACCCGACCCACUGCCGCCGCCAUCGCCGCCAGGACACGUGUACGGCCUGGCCUCGGCGGCGGCGCUCUUUGCUUCACCACCUCCGGGAAUGGCCGCACGGGAUCUCGUUCAGCGGGUGCUGAGGCAGCAUAUGAGUGUUGCAGAACCGGGCCAGGUUUUGAAUCUGAAUCCGGAUCCGGACCUGGGUCUGCACCCUGGUGCUGGAUCCGUACGCUCUGUACGGCAAUCGCAUGCACAUGGCCUGGAUUCAACCCCGGGGUUGGCGGUAAAUGGCUCGCGGCAGAUGUUGAUGCAAAGGCAGCAGGCAGCGGCACCAGCAACGUCAUCGCCACGGCUCGGCCGGGCUGCCGGGGCUACUGCCGGGACGUCGUCGCCGCCGCCGUCGGCGCUUCCGUUGCCGACGCUGGUAGCGGCCACGCAUGCAGUCCGCGCGGCGACGCGCGGCUUGAUAGGACCGACGGCACAGCAGCCUUCUGCGGGCGGGUCGACCGCAGCGGCAGCUGUGCCUGCUGCCCCGCCGCGAGCCACGCUGGUCACGGCGGCGGUAUCGCCGCUUCUGCCACCGGCCCCGCCGUCGCCAUCGCAAAUCAAGGAAUCUUCUACCCGCCGUCCGGCUACGUCGCCGUCUACGUCAGCCAUUCCUGCAACUGCCGCCGUACGAAACCAGCGGUGCACAGCCAGGGCGGCAGCGACAGUGGUGUCGCCGGGGAUGGCGGCGACCGUUCCUUCGACGGCAGUAGCUGCCGCUUUCGGGACAACAGCAGCGGUAGUGGCAGCUUCGGACAGAUCUGGUGCUACUGCCGCGGAUAG
Messenger RNA from Volvox carteri f. nagariensis, 2094 nucleotides. RefSeq lists its product as uncharacterized. NCBI's taxonomy places the organism in Eukaryota, Viridiplantae, Chlorophyta, Chlorophyceae, Chlamydomonadales, Volvocaceae. The record is from RefSeq and is a predicted model, not a curated record. The transcript has 6 exons. The coding region runs from base 1 to 2094 and encodes 697 amino acids.